This is a messenger RNA of Sphenostylis stenocarpa, 393 nucleotides long. Lineage: Eukaryota; Viridiplantae; Streptophyta; Magnoliopsida; Fabales; Fabaceae. The record is from the annotation of a GenBank genome assembly.
AUGCACCCUGCAUUAUGGGGUUAUCCAGUGGUAAUAGCUGGAGAACUACUGAUGACGUCAAUGAUAACUGAAAAAGACGCAAAUAAAGUUUAUGCUGAUUUUGCAAAACCUGGUGGUUGGAAUGGUAAUGAGAUUGGCUGUGGUGAUCUUGCAAAUAUGCACGAUGACACUGUAGAGAAACUAUCAAUACAGAACCAAGAUCCACUUGGUAUUCAAGGUAAAAAGGUUAGGAUGGAAGGUUCUCUUGAGGGUGCUGUUCUCUUACUCAACAAAUACAUCGAUCGACAUGCAUUUAUUACUGCUAAAUGGGAACAUAUUGGCUUUGACCCUUCAACUGUUGUUGAAGCAAGAGACCUUUGGGAGCACCACAAUGAAAGGAUAAUUCGUGGGUAA